AAAUUAGAAUACUGACUGAACUGAGAAAGUAUGAAAACCCUUCGGCCACGACAUCAGAUCUGCAGUCUGAAUAUGAUACUUUUUUUUUUUUUUUUUUUUUAACAAUUGAGAAUUUGUAUAGAUUUCAAAUCUAGUAAUGAAAAGGGAUAAUUCAAAAAGGGGGGAAAUUAAUUAUAUUCAUAUGAAAGGGGAAAAUGAAUUUAUAGAUAUAAAUGUGAGACUGAUAUGCACUAUGGUUCAAAUUCGUACCAUAGAGCAUGGUGGUGUCCAUGGUGGUUGAUGGACUGUAGCUGCACAAUGACUAAAGUAAGAAAGGGUACCGACCGUUAGAUCUAUGCGUAAUCACAGCUUCACCCUUUUAAAAGAGGAAAAUUUUGCGGCUAAAUUGAAACCAAAAGUAGCCGUUUUCAUUGGAUAAAUUCGACCGUUGGACUCCAGCAAAGAAACAUAACAAAAGAUCCGUUACCAAAGUGUUCUGCUUCGAGCCCGUUUGACUUUUCAGUUCCGGAGACAAAUUGCGAAAGCCAAAAAGGAACCAAAGAGAGAAGGAGAGAGAGAGAGAGAGAGAGAGUAAAUGAAAGAAACCCAUUUCAUGGGUAUUUAGAGAGAGAGAGAGAGAGAGAGAGAUCUUUGAGACCCACUUAGUGUUUCUCUUUCAAGUGAAAAUGGUUGCGAGAACCCCACCGAAGCAGAGGAAAAUGGUAGCCCCUCUCAAUCCUGUUUUGCUCAGAGAAACAGUGAAGAAGGUGGAUAGAUGCAUGGCUCGGUUGCAGGAGCUACAGUACACAGUUUCAGGUGGUACAAAGGUGAUCUCCGGAGUGAGUCUCAGCCCUCGCAGUACUAGAGGUUAUCUAAGGACUAGCCUCCGAUGCAAACAAGAAACUGCAAGGAUUAAAGGUUCUGCCCCUAGGAAAUCUCCUGUUGGGAAGUUUCCAGCAAAUGCAGGAGGGGAGUGGCAGAGAAUGUCAUUGCCGGCAAUGCUGGUAGGUGAAACAGUCGGAGAAAUUCUACAAGCAAGUCAAUUUGCAAGAGAAAUAGUAGCAGCAGUUGGUAGUAAAACCAAGAAAACCACUGUGGAAGACCCCAAAACCCCAUUGACCCAACAGAGGAAACAGAGGCAAUUCCCUGAAAACACGGAACUCAGGGCCAGAAGGAAGAAGGAGAAGCACAACAAAUCUCAAUCCUUUCAAUCAGAAUCAGGUUCCCCAAUACUCCAACGGGCCCGUUCUCGAAUCAAUUUCAAGGUUUCACCUCCAAACAAGAGAGAAGUGUUGAAAGAAAACAACAGAUACUUGGCAAACAGAGUGUCUCCCAAGAAUAGGCCAUGGGCUAAAAAGAGUGUGUUAUUUCCCAACCCCUUGUUUUUGUCCUCAGAUCCUUCUUCUUGUUCAAAUCCGCAGAAGUUUUGCAGGACAAGGUCACCAAUCAUUGGUAGAAAUGAAAAUAAUAAUAAGCCACGGAUUCAGACUCCACACAAGUUCUUAAUCAAGUCUCCACCUUCAGCUUCCAAGUUUCAGGUCAAGAUUAAGAGCCCUCCAUUGGUUUCUUCUCUUUCUCCAACAAAAAUAGCCAAGAAGUCUCCCAAGAUGUCAACUGCCUCGAAACUACGCCGGUCAUUUUCACCGUCGAGAUUGGCAACUAGAUUGGUGUCUCCAUUGAAGAGCAGAAAGAGUGUGCAAAAGAGUGAGGGACUAGUAAUGCGUGGUUUGGAACAGCGUCCAACUUGUUCAGUGCCACUGGGAAUUUCAGCUCGGAGAAUUUAAACAUGUUAAUGAUUAGAUAAUAUGCACAACGGCUUGGUUUGGAUUGAAUUGUGUUUGGUGUUUUAAGAUAUUUCCUCAAUGUCCAUGGUGUUCCAUUAGUUUCGAUUAUAUUUCUUGCUUAAGGAUGCAAAUUUGUCAUUCCAUUCUUUCAUGUAAAAGGUUGAGAGAAAUUCAAUGAAUAAAUAAAUUAAAGUA
Prunus persica (peach) is the source of this 1958-nucleotide messenger RNA. Its product is annotated as probable microtubule-binding protein TANGLED. Gene Ontology annotation, biological process: regulation of phragmoplast microtubule organization. The record is from RefSeq and is a predicted model, not a curated record. NCBI's taxonomy places the organism in Eukaryota, Viridiplantae, Streptophyta, Magnoliopsida, Rosales, Rosaceae. Bases 666 to 1763 code for a protein of 365 amino acids. The transcript has 4 exons. Gene Ontology annotation, molecular function: microtubule binding.